Messenger RNA from Trichoderma reesei QM6a, 501 nucleotides. RefSeq lists its product as uncharacterized. The transcript has 3 exons. The record is from RefSeq and is a predicted model, not a curated record. Bases 1 to 501 code for a protein of 166 amino acids. NCBI's taxonomy places the organism in Eukaryota, Fungi, Ascomycota, Sordariomycetes, Hypocreales, Hypocreaceae.
AUGGCAACCAUUACCGACUCACAGGCCUUCUACCUGAGAGGUUGUUCUCAAGCCAGGGGACAGCACGAAGGCCAUCGUCGUCGUCAAAGUUCGAGGUUCAAAACUCCUCGGCAAGCCACCGGUUUCGCACCAAGUGGAAAACCUACCGACAACAAGUUGUGGUUCACCAAUGGCGCUGCUGGAUUCGAGGCCGAAUACUUGCUCUUUUACUCUUGCGCAACUCGAGAAUCGAGUCUUUUUCCAACGCCAAACUUCGAAGACAAUUCAGAGCCAAAUCUACUGCAAAGAUGGGUUCUGGACAGACGCAGUUCGUUCGCACCUGGCAGUGCUGCCGGUGCGGAAUGUCAGGAUUCCUUUACGAAGUUGACGUGCAAUGCACCGAGAUCAGCUGCCAACAUCCCCGCUGCAGCAACUGCCUCGUCUCUCGGGAUUCCGUGGGACCAACCCGACCCACGAAAUGAUGUGCCUGCGGUGUCUUUACACCUGGCGGUUGCUCCUUAG